AUGGUAGAAUUUGUGCGGGACUUCAAAUUGAAGCUAACAGAGGAGCCAUAUGAGACCGUUGCCCACUUUCGCAUUCAGCUAUUAAUCGACAAUUGGAUCAUUGAAGCCCAAGGAGAGGAUGAAUUACUAAUGGGGAUGAAAAAAAGAGCCGAUGGUAGUGAAGAGUCAGAAUGGAGAGUUGGCUCCGAUGGAGGUUUGCGGUACCAUGGCCGCUUGUGCAUCCCAAACCUCCAUGAGCUGAGGAAAGAAGUCCUCGAUGCCGCUCAAAACUCCAAAUUAGCAAUGCACCCAGGGAGCACAAAGAUGUACAGGGACUUGAAGCAAGCCUAUUGGUGGAACAAUAUGAAGAACCAAAUAGUAGACUACGUGUCCCGAUGCCUCACCUACCAGGAGGUCAAGGCUGAGUAUCACCGACCAUCGAGCCUCCUACAACCCAUGUCGCUAGCAGAAUGUAAGUGA
Messenger RNA from Magnolia sinica, 459 nucleotides. RefSeq lists its product as uncharacterized. The record is from RefSeq and is a predicted model, not a curated record. Lineage: Eukaryota; Viridiplantae; Streptophyta; Magnoliopsida; Magnoliales; Magnoliaceae. The coding region runs from base 1 to 459 and encodes 152 amino acids. The transcript has a single exon.